Messenger RNA from Branchiostoma floridae (Florida lancelet), 2539 nucleotides. RefSeq names its product dual adapter for phosphotyrosine and 3-phosphotyrosine and 3-phosphoinositide-like. The transcript has 10 exons. NCBI's taxonomy places the organism in Eukaryota, Metazoa, Chordata, Leptocardii, Amphioxiformes, Branchiostomatidae. The coding region runs from base 229 to 975 and encodes 248 amino acids. The record is from RefSeq and is a predicted model, not a curated record.
UUUUAGUCUCGUCAGCAGUCCCUGCAGUGGAUGGUCGUUGCAAAUUAUUUUCCUGCUGAUUGCGACUAUUUUUUCAUGGCUAACUUUUUCUACAAUGCAUGAAGAUGAAUUAACAGGAGUCACUAUAUCAAAUGUAGAUGUCGGCAAUAGAAAACGAAACAUUGAGUAGAGAGAAAAUUAUCCGUGGCAGAGUCUGCUGCGGAGGCUACUAGGACAACUGACAACGGAAUGAUGGCUGGGUUGCGGAACUUUGAAGUAGAGCAGCUAGAUUGGUACCAUGGGGACUUGUCACGUCACAUGGCUGAAGCCCUCCUCAUGGCGAAUGCAGAGGAUGGAAGCUACCUUCUACGCUCCAGUGCCACACGAGUUGGGGAAUAUUCACUAUCAGUCAAGUGCAAAGACUCAGUAAAACACUUCCAGAUUGGAUGGGAUGGCAAGCAGUAUCAGUUUGGAAUGGGGGUGUUCCAGUCUCUACAAGAGUUUGUUGAGCACUUUGCAAACCAACCUCUCAUUGGUGGAGAGUCAGGCAUUCUCACAGUGCUGCGUCACCCCUAUUCCCGUAAUGUGCUUGAACCGGACGUAUACGAUACUGUGACCGUCCACGCGUCUCUUGGGCAGCAUGAUGGCAUAGCUCCAGCUGUAGCCAACUCCUCCUCGACUAAGACUAUUCCUAUUGCAUCCAAGGAGGGAUAUCUUACAAAGCAGGGGUUUAAUUUCAAGUCGUGGAAGACCAGAUGGUUUGUUCUGAAGGGAAAUGAGAUGAAGUACUUCAGAGCAAGACUGGACACGGAUGCCUUGAGAGUACUGGACUUGAAUACAUGUACAGGAGUGGCCCCAGACUUCACCCAAAAUAAGUCCAACUGUUUCAGCCUGACAUUCCCCGGCCGUACGUUCUACAUGUACGCCAACACCCAGGAGGAGGCUAAUGAGUGGAUGAAGCUGCUCAAGUGGAAACUGGAACACAAAGGCCAGUGACCAUACUAACUGAGGCCAUCAAGGAUUUUGCCAAAGAUUGAUAAGAAGAAACAAGAUACAAUGUACAUUCCUCUUAACAUGCUGUCAUUUUACUUAAGCUUGCUGUGUUAUUAUUAGAUUUAGAUAGAGAUUUAUGAAAUCUAGAAGUGCCUCAAGUUUAUUUAUUACAUUUACACCAGAAAGCACUGCAUUUAUGUCUUUACAAUUAUGCAGAAAUAUUAGAUAAUAAUGAAAUUCAACAUUUCUUGAUCACAGUAUAUUACAUGUAGCUCCAAGAGCUGUUAAAAUGGGGAUGUGGGGCAUUUACCUGAGCCAGUAUUCGAGGGCAGCAGACCAUGACCAACGAGAUUUUACAGCUUGUAUCUGAAGCAAAUGAUUUUAAAGACAUUUGCCCUAGGAAAAAAAUGUUUCUGGAUACCCAGCAGACCCUAGCAAAAACCUGCCAACUGUAGCCUUUUUAUGGAUCAACUGAUGGCAAGGGACAUCUAAUGUUCCAUAUGGGUGAUAAAAACAUUGGUAACUUAUUUUUAUCAUGUUCUCCUGGCAUGUCUGUUGCAAUAGAAAAUUGUACUUGUACAAUGUAUAUCUGUAAAAUAUGAAAAUACCAGUUCCCUGAUGCAUUUAAGAUUUACGUUCAUUUGUUAAAGUUAAUUUGUCGGAUCAUUUCAGCUGAAAUCUAGAUCUAGAUCAAAGAGAGAAAUCUAAGAGAGAAUCCGACCCUGAUUUGUUCAGAAGCACAAUGUUUAUUUUCCUGUAUACGUACCUUAUCCAAGAUGCAGUAUGUAGAUAGGAGACACAGUUAGUUUUAAAAAAGUUGUAUCAUUAGUUAAGUGCACUUGGGUAUGUCAUACAUGUAUGUCUUCUGAGGUGAGGUUCAUUAUCAAAGAGUGACUGAGAUCUGCUUUGUAACAUACUGCAUACCUCAAAAGUAUCAUUAUCAAUGGACCACCAUUCUGAUGCCUAACUCUACAGUCAUCCCUGGCAACACUUAGUGAUACCUGCAUAGUUUUCAGUUAUGCCAGGGUCACAUUUUCAAACUUGGGCCAGGCCAGCUGAUUCUGGCUCAUGCUCAUGAGUGAUUUGUGUGUAUGUUAUCUGUCAUACUUUCUGUCCAAGCAAACUGCCCAGCCAAGCCCCUGUUUGGAAAUCACUCACACUAGCAUUGAGUUGAAGCUGUUAUUAGUAUUCUCUUUUCUAUCUGUACAUGUUGUUGUUUUGUUAUCUAACUAUACAUGCACUUUAACAUUUUAUCUUGUUGAGAUAUUAGGAUAUAGCCUUUGAAAUAGAUAGGUGAAUAUGAUAUCAGAGUGUGACUUAGCUUCUUUGAGCAAAUCAGUUCUUUUCAGGAAUGCACUAGUACCAACCAUACAGAAGCAUAUUUUGUGAUCUCUAGAUUUAAUGGCAAUUGCAAUUCAAUGGUAUACACAGUGUAAUUAUAUUAUCAGACUAUGUAUUGCAUCAUACAAUGGUGUCAUGGGGCUUUGAAUUCACAUUUCAACUACAUACAUGUACAUGUACAUAGCUUGUACAUUCCAAUCAUUGUGCCUAAUAAAGAAGUUCAACU